CGGCGAGGUUGUUGUUACAGCAAUUACAGUGCAAUUAUUCGAAGAUGGUAGUCAAUGACGAACUGACAAUGGAUCUUAAAUUCCACACGGUCGGAAUUGGCUCUAGUGCCAGGAAAGCCUUACUUCAAGCCCUUCAGGAGAACCGACUCGUCGUGGGUCUUACAAAUGCUGUUCGCAGUUUAGCCAAAGAACCGGACCAAUUCACGUUUUGUUUUAUGGCACCAGCUCAAGAAGAUUCGCACCUGCAAGAGGUUUUGCUGGAGGCAUUUUGCCUUGAACAUGAUAUUUACAUCGUUCGGGUUGACAGCGCUUACAAAUUAAGCAGGCUCGUGCACUCUUCAGUGAUAGCGUCCUGUGCUUUGGUGCGCAAGAUACCAAAGAAAUUAACUGGAAAAGCCAGCAACUCAUUCCGACGAUCAUAUCAUAGCAUUUUGGUAGAGCACUGCGAGCUGUUUUUGGACGAUCCGCAUAAGCCUAUCGUAAAGCUACCGGAAAAGUGAAAAGUGGCGGAAACUGCGCUGCGUCUUUAGAACAGCUUAUACUGUGGAAUGCAUCAAGUCGAUUGGGAACUCGGAUGAGCCGAAACGUACCUUGGCGAAGCGAUAUAAACCAGCCGGAACCUCGGCACCGAAGAUAAAAAUGCCCGGGUAGGGAGAGGCCGCCGAUCGACUAUGGCAAGGUGAUUUGCAUACAACAAAAACGUUUGUAGAAAACCGCCCUGCACAGGAUCUAAUUGCUUGUUAAAAAAGUGAUUGAUAAUUUGGUUUGGUUGAGUGAAUGUUUGAUCGUAAUGAAAUGUUUUUGUAAAAUUGUUUUU
Molecule: messenger RNA, 817 nt
Organism: Anopheles aquasalis
Lineage: Eukaryota; Metazoa; Arthropoda; Insecta; Diptera; Culicidae
Biological process (GO): regulation of cell cycle
Cellular component (GO): nucleus; cytoplasm
Source: RefSeq, a predicted model, not a curated record